Molecule: messenger RNA, 166 nt
Organism: Funneliformis mosseae
Lineage: Eukaryota; Fungi; Glomeromycota; Glomeromycetes; Glomerales; Glomeraceae
Source: the annotation of a GenBank genome assembly
AUUAUGGUAAUGGAUCAAGAGGUUACAAUAAUAGAUCAAAAGAUCAUAGUGAUAGAUCAAAAAGUUACAGUAGUGGAUCAAGAGGUCAUGGUAGUAGAUCAAGAGGUUGUAGUAAUAAAUUAAGAUAUUGUGGUAGUGAAUCAAGAGGUCACAGUAAUGAAUUGAG